Gossypium raimondii (Peruvian cotton) is the source of this 2018-nucleotide messenger RNA. RefSeq names its product probable protein phosphatase 2C 24. Lineage: Eukaryota; Viridiplantae; Streptophyta; Magnoliopsida; Malvales; Malvaceae. Gene Ontology annotation, biological process: protein dephosphorylation. The transcript has 4 exons. Gene Ontology annotation, cellular component: nucleus; cytosol. Gene Ontology annotation, molecular function: protein serine/threonine phosphatase activity; cation binding. The record is from RefSeq and is a predicted model, not a curated record. Bases 447 to 1697 code for a protein of 416 amino acids.
GAAGAGCGCUGUUGAAAUCUGAUUGGAUCAUGUAAGAAGGUACCGAUUAAAAGAAACACGUGGUAGAUUUGAAAGAGCAAGAGAUGUGAGAUCAGCGGUGGAGAUGAGUUCAUUUAGGGGCAAGAGCACUACGUCACGGUACAAAAUAGAGGACUACCUGUUUUCUGCUCUACCCGGGACGAUAUCGGGCAGCUGCCCGUGGCAACCCAAAAUGGAGUUCCUUCACAUACCCAAACCUUCUUCAGUUUAAAUGCCUCCCUCUGUAGAGCGCGCGACUGUCUUUUUCUAUUUCAUUUUCGUAUUCGAUUUUGCGUUGAUUUCUUUCUUUCUUUCGUUCUAUUUUUUUUUCUUUUUAGGAAAAAAAACGAUAAUUAGGAAUAAAAGUUUUAUCUUUUGAUAUUAUCAUUGAUUUUUAUGAUAAUAAUGGUGUGUUUCUAGUUCUUGUUAUGGCGGAGAUCUGUUACGGAGUUGUGAGCGAAGGCGAAGCAUCAAUACCGUGCGAGCCGAGUUCACGUGCAGCAAGGAGGCGUAGGAUGGAGAUUAGACGAAUUAAAAUCGUCGACGUGGCUCCAUCUGAAGCUGACAACGGCCGGAAACGCAAGAACCUGCAAGCUUACGGAGCAUCAUUUUCUCUGGACUGUGAAAACGCUGUAGAAAAUUGUGCCUCCGAUGAGGACGGAAAAAAGCGAACUGUUAAACCUAAAAAUGGAAGACUAAAAACGAAAGGAACAAUAAUGAAAAGUAACUCGAGUCCCUCGCUUUUGAUACCUGAAAUCGAUUCAGAGUUACAUCCUAAAUUCGGUGUCGCUUCGGUUUGUGGUAGGAGAAGAGACAUGGAAGACGCCGUCGCUAUUCAUCCUUCUUUCCAUCGUCAAGGCCAGGACUCUGCCGCCAUUGGCUUCCACUAUUUUGGCGUCUAUGAUGGUCACGGUUGCUCUCAUGUGGCGAUGAGGUGCAGAGAGCGUUUACAUGAGCUGGUGAAAGAAGAGUUGGCCAGUGAGGAGGAAUGGGAAGGUGCUAUGGAGCGUAGCUUCACGCGCAUGGAUAAGGAAGUGAUAAAGUGGAACGAGAGCGUGGAUGGUGCUAAUUGCCGAUGCGAGUUACAGUCACCCGAGUGUGAUACGGUUGGAUCUACAGCUGUUGUCGCUAUCGUAACGCCUGAUAAAGUUGUUGUUGCUAACUGUGGUGAUUCGAGAGCUGUUUUGUGUCGUAACGGCAGGCCUGUUCCUUUAUCGUCCGAUCAUAAGCCGGAUCGUCCGGAUGAGCUGAACCGGAUCCAAGAAGCGGGAGGUCGGGUCAUUUUCUGGGAUGGUCCUCGAGUUCUGGGAGUCCUCGCGAUGUCAAGAGCCAUUGGUGAUAACUACUUGAAACCCUACGUGAGCUGUGAGCCGGAGGUUACAGUUACUGAUCGAACGGCAGCGGACGAAUGUUUGAUUCUGGCGAGUGACGGUUUAUGGGACGUGGUAUCAAAUGAUACUGCAUGCGGGGUGGCGCGCAUGUGUUUGAGGGGAAAGUGUGAUGUACAGGCGCCGCUAUUGUCACCGGAAGGAGAGGCGGUUGUAGGGUCGAUGAUGGGAGGAGAGAUCCCGGACAAGGCGUGCGCUGAUGCGUCCAUGUUGUUGACAAAGCUGGCGUUGGCCAGGCAUAGUACGGACAAUGUUAGCGUAGUCGUGGUGGAUCUAAGGAGAGCCACGUAAUAGGCAUCCGAAAAUUCAAUGUUUUUCUCUCUCUAAUUCUCUUUUUAGUUGGUCGGGACUUGGUAGUGAAAACUGAAAAAAAAAGUUGGGGGUAUUUUCUUUGUUUAGAUUUAAGUUUAGCCCUUUUUUAAGGAGAAGAGAGAGAGAGGGCUGAAAAUAGUGGGGUGAAUGUUGAAAAAAAAUUUAAACACAAAAAUACUAGUAAAAUGAAAACGUUAGAUCAGUUUUCUUGCUUCAUUUUCAAGAAAUCAAAAUCUUUUAGCUGACAGAAAAAUGUAUAUGUUCUAUUAAUAAUUUUUAAAUAAUGAUUUGAUUUAUUCA